Messenger RNA from Cyprinodon tularosa, 1791 nucleotides. RefSeq names its product ER degradation enhancer, mannosidase alpha-like 2 (gene edem2). Lineage: Eukaryota; Metazoa; Chordata; Actinopteri; Cyprinodontiformes; Cyprinodontidae. The transcript has 10 exons. The record is from RefSeq and is a predicted model, not a curated record. Gene Ontology annotation, cellular component: membrane; endoplasmic reticulum. Gene Ontology annotation, molecular function: mannosyl-oligosaccharide 1,2-alpha-mannosidase activity; calcium ion binding. The coding region runs from base 20 to 1654 and encodes 544 amino acids. Gene Ontology annotation, biological process: mannose trimming involved in glycoprotein ERAD pathway; endoplasmic reticulum mannose trimming; carbohydrate metabolic process.
CUGACCCGGAGGCAGCACUAUGGUUCUCAUUUUGAAUCUAACCUGCAGGCAGCGCAUCAGGUCCAUGUUCUACCACGCUUAUGACAGCUACCUCAGCAACGCCUUCCCCUAUGAUGAGCUCCGCCCACUCACCUGUGAUGGACAGGACACCUGGGGCAGCUUCUCUCUGACUCUGAUCGACGCCCUCGACACGUUAUUGGUACUAGGAAACCGGACAGAGUUUCAACGUGUGGCGUCCCUUCUCCAGGACACCGUAGACUUCGACAUCGACGUCAAUGCGUCCGUGUUUGAAACCAAUAUCAGAGUUGUGGGCGGUCUGCUGUCUGCUCACCUGCUGGCGGGUCGGGCCGGGAUGGAGCUGGAGCCCGGAUGGCCAUGUUCUGGACCGCUGCUGAGGAUGGCCGAGGACGCAGCCAGGAAGCUGUUGCCGGCCUUUGAGACGCCUACAGGGAUGCCCUACGGUACUGUGAACCUGAUGAACGGGGUCAGUCCCACUGAGACACCGGUCACCUGUACCGCUGGCGUUGGAACCUUCAUCUUGGAGUUUGCCAUGCUGACCCGACUAACUGGAGACCCAGUCUUUGAGAAUUCUGCUCGCCGGGCCUUGAAUGCUCUUUGGAGCACCAGAUCUGACAUUGGACUGGUGGGGAACCACAUCGACAUUGUGACCAGGAAGUGGGUGGCCCAGGAUGCCGGGAUCGGUGCCGGAGUUGAUUCUUAUUUUGAGUAUCUGGUGAAAGGAGCUAUCUUGCUGCAGGACAAGGAACUUCUCAGCAUGUACCAUGCGUAUAACAGAGCCAUUCAGAACUACACCCGCUUCGAUGACUGGUACCUGUGGGUCCAGAUGCACAAAGGAACCGUAACAAUGCCAGUGUUCCAGAGCCUUGAGGCGUUCUGGCCCGGCCUGCAGUCUCUACUGGGCGAUCUGGACAGUGCUGUGAGAACCUUCCAAAACUAUUACUCUGUGUGGAGACAGUUUGGAGGACUGCCAGAGUUCUACAGCAUCACCCAGGGUUACACUGUUGACAAGAGGGAAGGGUACCCACUGAGACCAGAGCUAAUAGAGAGCGCCAUGUACCUGUUCAGAGCCACAGGGGACCACACCUACCUGCAGUUUGGCCUUGAUGCCCUGGAGUCCAUCGAGCAGAUUGCCAAGACGCCCUGCGGCUACGCCAGCGUCAAAGAUCUCAGGGAUCAUCAGCUGGACAACCGCAUGGAGUCCUUCUUUCUCGCUGAAACCAUCAAAUACCUCUACUUGCUAUUUGACCCCACCCACUUCCUUCAUGGCGCAGGAAUGGAGGGGGAGGGUUCCUGGGAGGAGGGGGGGGACAGCGGCCAGUGUGUUUUAGGGGCGGGGGGCUUUAUCUUCAACACAGAGGCUCAUCCUCUCGACCCAGCGGCACUCCACUGUUGCAGCCUUCAUAACCAAGAGCGCCAGGAGCUCCAGGAUAUCCUGCUCAGCCUGACGCAGCCCGAUGGCCAAUCGGCGCGGCCCGCCAGUCAGACCCAGGACCCCCCCAGCCAAUCAGAAAGCAUUGCUCUGAAGCCGGGUGAGAAGAAGGCUCGGCCUGUGCUGUCCUGCCCCGUACAGCCGUUCAGUGCCCGGCUGUCCGUUUUGGGGCAGGUGUUCUCUGAUAUACCUGAAGAAGGAUAACUGGCGACAUGGACCUCACCCUGGAAGGUUGUGGUUAAGGGCCCCGCAGGGUGAAAGGCAUCUGCACCGACCUGAACCGUCCUCAGGAAGUCAAAUGUUUAUUUCUGGGCCUUGGAUUAAAGGAUUAUUUUUAUUUC